This is a messenger RNA of Echinops telfairi (small Madagascar hedgehog), 2011 nucleotides long. RefSeq names its product Ras association domain family member 1 (gene RASSF1). Lineage: Eukaryota; Metazoa; Chordata; Mammalia; Afrosoricida; Tenrecidae. Gene Ontology annotation, cellular component: nucleus; microtubule cytoskeleton. The transcript is spliced from 5 exons. The record is from RefSeq and is a predicted model, not a curated record. Bases 448 to 1254 code for a protein of 268 amino acids. Gene Ontology annotation, biological process: Ras protein signal transduction.
AGCCCAGUUCCCCAGGGAGGUAGGCUUUGGAGAUGGUUCUUACCCCUCCUGCCCACUGGUGACCAGGCACCUGGUCUACACCCCUCCAGCCUCCACACCCGCCUCCCCUCCAUAGUGGGUCAUGGUUCUGUGUCUCUGCAGAGAAAAUGGGUUGCUUUCCCAAGGGUGCGCCCAAAACACCCGCCACAGCCAGUUGGGUGCCUGGACUGGGCUCUGCACGUGAGCUGUGCUCUUACUGUAUACACAGACUCUUUCUCAUCUUCCCUUGGCCCCUAGCCUUGUGCCUUCAGCUCGCCUCAGGGACACACCCAAUGCUGAGGGGGCCCAGGCUGGCAGCUCACACUGCCUUCGCUGUCUCCACCCACAUAAGCAGAACUGCGAGAAGCGAAGGGCUCAAGGUGGGCAGCUCCUGGGUAGCUAGGUACUCAGCAGCAGGAGGUCGAAAGCAUGGCUGCAAUCGGGCCCAGGGCCAAGAAACCUUCUGAUCAGUCCUCAAGCUUCAGUGUCAGUUUCCAAGGGCUGUUUAUCAUCGUGGGCCAAAGCAAGCAGGCACCUCAGCCCACCUCCCUCGAGGAUGGGCCCGUGGAGUGGGAGACGCCUGACCUCUCUCAGGCUGAGAUUGAGCAGAAGAUCAAGGAGUACAACAGCCAGAUUAACAGCAACCUUUUUAUGAGCUUGAACAAGGACGGCUCCUACACAGGCUUCAUCAAGGUCCAGCUGAAGCUGGUGCGCCCUGUCUCAGUGCCCUCCUGCAAGAAGCCGCCCUCCCUGCAGGACGCCCGGCGGAACCCUGGACGGGGCCCUGGCCCUGGCCCUGGCAGUGUGCGGCGCCGCACCUCCUUCUACCUGCCCAAAGAUGCUGUCAAGCACCUGCAUGUGCUGUCCCGCACGCGGGCACAGGAGGUCAUUGAGGCCCUGCUGCGAAAGUUCCUGGUGGUGGACGACCCCCGCAAGUUUGCCCUCUUUGAGCGGGCAGAGCGCCACGGCCAAGUGUACCUCCGGAAGCUACCGGAUGAUGAGCAGCCACUGCGACUGAGGCUUCUCGCAGGACCCAGUGAGAAAAUCCUGAGCUUUGUCCUAAAGGAGAAUGACUCUGGAGAGGUCAAUUGGGAUGCCUUCAGCAUGCCUGAGCUGCACAACUUCCUGCGCAUCCUGCAGCGAGAGGAGGAGGAGCACCUACGCCAGAUCCUGCAGAAAUACUCCUGCUGCCGCCAGAAGAUCCAGGAGGCUCUGCAUGCCUGCCCCCUGGGGUGAUCUUCUCCACCCCAGAGGGGGAAGGAGGAGAGUAGACCGCACCAAGGGCAUGCCGUAUGAGUGUGACAUGGCCCGUGGGGCCUGAGGAGUGAGUGUGCAUGGGAGUCGUCCCUUGUUGGGCAUACAAGCCCAGAGAACAGCUAAGGAGCUGACCUUUGUGUCCACCAAUGGUGCAGCAGAGCAUGGCUCUGCCCGCCUCUGCCCUUCAUGUACUGAGCCAUGGUGGGGCAGGACUGCCCUGGAAAGUGGCCUCAGGUUUGCAGCAGGAGGGGAGUCGACAGAGGUCUCCCCGAUUCCUGGCUGUGGUGUGUGAUAAUCAUGGGAACACCACAAGCAGCACUGGAGCAUGUUUGUAGGGGGUGUGGGGCUGCCUCUGUGGCAGAAGGUCUCAGGACCUAUAGAGCCAAAGAUGGGUACAGAGGAUAAGGCUGGCAUCCAGGGAGAAUUGGUUCCCUCCAGAGGCCCUCUGACCGCUCUCACACCCUGUGGUCAGUGAGCACUGCCUCACAGUGCAGCCACAGUGCCUCCGUGCCUCUAAGGAGGCGGCCCCUGGGCCAGGUCCACGCGAGAGCGUGAGCACUGUCCGGGAUGUGCCUUGUUUGCCAGCCAAAGCCAGGGUCUCUCCAGGGUCUUUGAUGAUGUUGCGAAUGUGUGUCAUGUUUUGUGGCCUCAACUGAAUGCCUCCUGCAGGGUCAGGGGUGAAAGUGCCAGCCAUCAGCAAGGGCCUGAGAAUGGACUGAAUAAAGAGUUGAGAAUG